Mangifera indica (mango) is the source of this 2544-nucleotide messenger RNA. Its product is annotated as cycloartenol synthase 2-like. The record is from RefSeq and is a predicted model, not a curated record. NCBI's taxonomy places the organism in Eukaryota, Viridiplantae, Streptophyta, Magnoliopsida, Sapindales, Anacardiaceae. Gene Ontology annotation, biological process: triterpenoid biosynthetic process. Gene Ontology annotation, cellular component: lipid droplet. The transcript is spliced from 15 exons. Gene Ontology annotation, molecular function: intramolecular transferase activity. The coding region runs from base 9 to 2309 and encodes 766 amino acids.
UAAAAAUAAUGUGGAAGCUGAAGAUUUCAGAAGGAAAUGAUGGAUGUGUUAAAAGUGUAAACAAUCACACAGGCAGACAGUUCUGGGAAUUUAAACCAGAGCUUGGAACACCUGAAGAAAAAGCACAAGUUGAAAUUCUUCGGAAGCACUUCACCAAAAAUCGCUUUCAACAAAAGCAUAGUUCUGAUCUUAUUAUGAGACUUCAGUUUGCAAAGGAGAAUCCAUGUGAGAUGAAUUUGCUUCCUGAGAAAGUGAAAAUAACAAGUGAAAAAGAAAUAACGGAGGAAUUGGUGGCUAAUACAUUGAGAAGAAGCCUGAGAUUCUAUUCAACUCUUCAAACUGAGGAUGGCUUCUGGCCUGGCGAUUAUGGUGGCCCUUUAUUUCUUCUUCCUGCCUUGGUGAUUGGCUUAUAUGUUACUGGAGCCUUAGAUGCAAUACUACAUUUGGAACAUCGGAAAGAGAUGCUACGCUAUUUGUAUAACCAUCAGAAUAAAGAUGGGGGUUGGGGAUUACAUAUAGAAGGAUGCAGCACAAUGUUUUGUACAGCACUCUCCUAUGUGGCUCUAAGAUUGCUUGGAGAAGAAAUGGAUGGUGGCGAUGGCUCCCUGGAGAAAGCUCGAAAGUGGAUCAUUGAUCGGGGUGGUGUUACUUCCAUUCCAUCUUGGGGAAAGAUGUGGCUUUCGAUACUUGGUGUAUACGAGUGGAAUGGUAACAAUCCUAUACUCCCAGAGAUGUGGGUUAUGCCAGAGUUUGUUCCCAUUCAUCCAAGAUGGAUGUGGUGUCACAGUCGAAUGGUAUAUUUGGCAAUGUCAUAUUUAUAUGGCAAGAGAUUUGUGGGACCAAUUAAUCUUCUUAUAAUUUCUCUUAGAAGAGAGCUUUACACUCUUCCUUAUCAGAAUAUUGAUUGGGACCAUGCCAGAAAUCAAUGUGCCAAAGAGGACCUUUACUACCCUCAUCCAAUGAUACAAGACAUAAUAUGGAGUUGUAUUAACAAGUUUGUGGAACCUCUUCUAAUGAAAUGGCCUAUGCGUAAGUUGAUGAGAGAAGCUGCUCUCAAAACAGUAAUCAAACACAUCCACCAUGAAGAUGAAACCACUCAAUACAUAUGCCUUGGACCUGUUAAUAAGGUACUCAACAUGGUGUGUUGUUGGGUGGAGGACCCUGAUUCUCUAGCUUUUACGCUUCACCUUCCAAGAAUUAAAGACUAUCUUUGGAUAGCUGAAGAUGGAAUGAAAAUGCAAGGCUACAAUGGAUCUCAAUUCUGGGAUGUUGUUUUUACUGUUCAAGCUAUCCUCAAUACUAAUCUUCUUCAUUCAGAAUAUGCUGCUUCGCCCAUGCUUAAGAAAGCACACAAUUUCAUCAAAGCCACUCAAGUUCGAGCAGAUAGCUCAGAUAACGUAAAUUAUUGGUAUCGCCACAUUUCUAAGGGAGGAUGGCCAUUCUCUACUCUAGAUAAUGGUUGGCCUGUGUCAGAUUGCACUGCUGAGGGAUUAAAGGCGGCAAUCCUGUUGUCACAAAUGCCAUCUGAUAUUGUAGGAGAAGCAAUACCAGUAAAUCAAUUAUACGAUGCCGUUAAUGUGAUUUUAUCCUUACAGAACAAAAAUGGAGGCUUUGCGUCAUAUGAACUCACAAGAUCUUAUGCAUGGUUGGAGAUCAUGAAUUCGGCUGAAAUAUUUGGAGAUAUUAUGAUAGAUUAUCAGUAUGUGGAAUGCACAUCAGCAGCAAUUCAAGGCCUAAAGUCAUUCAUGGAAAAGUAUCCAGGCCAUCGGACUAAAGAAAUAGAAAUAUCGAUUGCAAAGUCAGUCAAGUUUAUUGAAAGCAUACAACAACCAGAUGGCUCAUGGUAUGGGAGUUUCGGAGUGUGCUUCACUUAUGGAACAUGGUUUGGAAUAAAAGGGUUGGUGAGUAGUGGAAAGACAUAUGGAAGUAACAAUAGCAUCAAAAAGGCAUGUGAGUUUUUGUUAUCAAAGCAACUUCCUUGUGGAGGCUGGGGAGAGAGCUACCUUUCAAGCCCAAACAAGGUAUAUACAAAUCUUCCAAGAAACAAAGCACAUCUAGUCAACACUGCAUGGGCAAUGUUAGCUCUCAUUGAGGCAGGCCAAGGCUACAGAGAUCCAGUUCCAUUGCAUCGUGCAGCAAAAGUGCUCAUUGAUUUACAAAUGGAAAAUGGAGAUUUCCCACAACAGGAAAUCAUUGGAGUCUUCAACAAGAAUUGCAUGAUAAGUUAUUCAGCUUAUAGAAAUAUCUUUCCCAUAUGGGCUUUGGGAGAAUAUCGCAAUAGUGUGUUGCUAUCAUCUAAAGAAUAUUAAAUGUACAUAUUAAAAGAAAUAAUAACAGUCCUCGCAACUAUGGAGGUAAAAUUGCAAAAUACAAUGUAACAAGUUUCUCUUUUUUAACUGGUAGUAAAAAAUGUUUAUAUUGUAUAUGUAUUUGACAAUUCAUGAAUAUUUGUAAUAACAUUUUUUAGGUUGUGUUUUAUAAUGUUGUAUGCAUAUAUAUUUUAUUAUUGAUCAUAUCUCUAAAAUACGAAUCUUAUCUUUUGAA